Oncorhynchus mykiss (rainbow trout) is the source of this 3932-nucleotide messenger RNA. Lineage: Eukaryota; Metazoa; Chordata; Actinopteri; Salmoniformes; Salmonidae. The record is from RefSeq and is a predicted model, not a curated record.
AUUUCACGUUUUACUAUAGGCUAUAUACUGCACAUGAAGCUGCAAUCCUUUUUCACAACUGUAUCAGAAUCCUUCUCAGGAGGAGCUAAUUCUAACAAGUGCAAGAGGAAAAUCUUUACACUGCGAUGAAUAAUUUUCUCGGGAAAUAUGAUAGACAUCUAGUCCAACCAUCACAAACACCAAGACCAACACCACCAAAGAAGGAAUUUGACAGCCCAUGGAGGAAAGUAUCUUGGAGUAAACAAAAUAGGGACGAGAUGGUGGGGGCCCUGAGGAACUUUGAACUGAAUGAUCCUGACGUGGGUCAUCUGAGAUGCCUGCUACAUGGACCAGUCGGUGCAGGGAAGUCCAGCUUCAUCAACUCAGUCAACAAUGUCUUCCAAGGACGCACAACAUCUGGUGCCCUGGUAGCAGCUGCCUCUGGCACAAGCUUCACCAAGACAUAUAAAACACACUACAUUAAAAAUGGAAAUGCCCGUCUACCCUUUGCAUUCAAUGAUGUCAUGGGUCUGGAGGCACAAGAAAAUGGGAUGCAACCUAAAGACCUCAUCAAUGCUCUGAAGGGCCAUCUACCAGAAGGCUAUAAGUUCAAUCCUUGCUGGCCAUUAACUGAGGAAAGUCCAGACUACAAUAGGAUGCCUAUGUCAAGUAACAAGGUUCACUGUCUGGUGAGUGUUGUACCAGCAGACAAAAUCUCUCUCAUGUCAAGUGAUGUCACAGCGAAGAUGCGGAAGGUCAGAGAAAAAGCCAGUAAUAUGGGAAUUCCUCAAGUUGUUGUCAUGACCAUGCCAGACAAGGCUUGUGUUCUUGUGGACAGUGAUGUGAAGAGAAUCUACACCAGCAAGGCAAUCAAAGAGAAGAUGCAGAUCUGCAGUAAUGAGCUGGGUGUUCCCAUGAACUGCAUCCUGCCGGUGAAGAACUACCAUGAGGAGGAGAUGCUGGAUGAUGACAUGGACAUCCUGAUCCUGAACGCCAUGACUCAGAUUAUGAACUUUGCCAACGACUACAUCUGGGACCUCCAACAACAUGCAUGAGUGUCACACGCUAGGAGAUUAGUGAGCCAUCCAGUACACUCCUAAAUCUAUAUAGUCUAGAUUUAAUUUCAGAUAAGCUAUCCCCCUUAGGAAAUUUGUUUUGAAGGCUGGAUGAAGACUGGAGUGAAAGUUCUCUUUUCAAUGUUUUCAUAAAGUCCAAUGAUGUCAGUUAUCUAUGCAUCAUGUUUGGCAUUCUAUCAAGGAUACUAGCUUAUCUAAUGCAAGUGUACACUGUUGGGUGUUAUAUGUAGGUGCUGUCUAGAACCUAAAACAGUUAUUCGGUUGUCAUCAUAGGAGAACCUUUUAAAGAACUCUUUGGGUUCCAUGUAAAAUCCUCACUGGUUCAUCUUAGCUAGCUAGUAGCUCUAGUUAGAUCCCUCUGUAAUAUGGAUAUCUUCCAUACAGGGUUCUUGUGUGAUGUGCCAAGAAGAGUACACCGCCACUACAUCGAGUCACUAUAAGUUGAUACUUGUAAAAAUGUCAAUUAUUUUAUGCUUUUCCUGUACCUAUGUUUGUCCUGUGCAGCUGCAGGCUUUUUUUCGGGUGCUGAAAUCAGUUGUUUUUGGAGAGAAAAAAAAGAAUUUUAUGUGACGUCCGCCAAACUGUACCCCGUAAUCCAUAUAUAAAAACUACGGAUUUCAGCACCCAAAGAAAAGCUUGCAGUUACACAGGACAAACAGACAUUUUUACAAGUAUCGACUGAUAGUGACUCAAUCUAGUCAGUGGUACACUCCGCCGACACUCAUCACAACUCAAAUCCGUAGAGAUGUAUAUGUAUGUAUCUAUGUAUAAAUAUCUGACAACAUUAUAUACAAGAGGGAAUGCAUAAAUAAGCCAACAAAUAUUAGUUAAAUAAAAUAUGGAAGAAUCGAUGAAAAGCUGCAUUGACUGUGAAGUUUGUAGUUUCAACUGGACAAUUUCACUUGAACAACCCUCAAGUCAUAAUAACAAUUGGGAAACUGAGAAAAUUUUGUUACCAGAGUUGCAGAGUUGUGGCAUUUCACCACUAAGCUUUUACAUUUUAAACCAAGUGAUGGCAACAAAUCCCUUAUUAACAAUUAAAAAUGUAUUUAAAUGGAUAAUGUAGCUAGUUUUACCAUAUUAUCAAUGUUAAGCAAGCUAUGUAAACUUUUCUUGGUUGAAGAAUUGUUCCUAACAUCAAAACAACUUGAAAACAAUCAUGUCGGAUUUACAACUUCCCACUUCUCACGGGCAUGUGAAUGCCCCAUUAGAUAGAUAACUAGUGAAGCCCGUUUUAGCAUGAACAGCGCCAUUGGGGAAUUUCGCCAUUUUGAAGUAGUCAACUGGGUGGGACUUCCUAUGGGUUAAGGAAGGAUCACAUAAUUCCAUCCAGGUCAUCAGGAAUGGUCAGCCAAAGAAUGAUACUCAUUAGCAAACAUUCCAUAACUGCAGGUGGAAGUUAACAACAACCUUGCCUUUAUACCUUUUCAAACAACACACUCCAGGUGGCACUGUGCACCCUUUCAGUUUGUUUACCAACUCAUAGAAGUAGUAAAAUAAGAAAUUCACUACUUUAAAAUGGAGCAGAGGAGGCUGGUGGGAGGCGCUAUAGGAAAAUGGGCUCAUUGUAAUGUCUGGAAUGGGAUAAAUGGAACGGCAUCAAACAAAUGGAAACCCUGUUUGACUCCGUUCCAUUAGUUCCAUUCCAGCCAUUACAAUGAACCCAUCCUCCUAUAACUCUUCCCACUGGCCUACUCUAAAAUGCAGAUAGCCUCAAUGGCGCUGCCCAUGCUCUCACAGACGACAUAAUGGCACAGAUACAAAGUAAGAAGUCUAACUAAGUCUAUGGCUAGCUGACAGCAAAGCAUUAACUUAGACAUCUCAUCUUUGUAUCUGUCCUAUUGUAGCAUCUGUGACAGCAUGGGCAGGACCUUUGAGGCUAUCUCCAUUUUAAAGCAGUACAUUUAUUUUACUACUACUUCUAUGCAGCAAAGGUGUCGGCUAGAGAGUACGUGCAGGAGAUUCCAGCAUGGAUUUGUAGUCUUGCAUGACAAAGUAUCAGCUUUCACAUCAUGUGAAAGCUGAUACUCUUGUUUCAUAAAAUGCAUUAAAUGGGAUUAUUUUUCCACUCUGUCAUACACCAUAAAAGGCUUUUUAUUUUUACAUUCAUUGUCCAACAAGUGUUUAAAGGCCUUUAUUGUUUUGUUCUGUCAUCUGGGAUGGGGAGUUGGAGGUGGAUGCCCACCUUUUUUUUGCUUAUUUUUCUUUACGUACCAAUUUUAUUAUUAUCAAAUCAUGUUAUGUGAGCAAGAUGAUCAUUCCUUUGUAUGCAUUUCUUAUUUUUGUUUUUCUUACCGAGAAUGGUAAUGGCCAGAACUGAGCGAAUGGAAUGGCAUCAAACACCUGUAAACCAGGUGUUUGUUGUAUUUGAUACCAUUCCACUGAUUCCACUCUAGUCAUGACAACGAGACCGUUCUCACCAGUUAAGGUGCCACCAACCUCCUGUGAUAUAGGUAUAGAAUUAAAUUUCAUAAAAAUAAAAACAUUAGAAACAUUAAAAAAGUUAUCAUACUAUACUAAAUAUGUCACCAAAUAAUUGAGUCAAAUACACUGUUUUGCAAUGAAGGUGAUAGGUUUGGUUUCUGAAAUGUAUAUAUUAUUAAUCAUUAGGUAUAAUAGAGACAUGAGGGGUGCCAUAAGUAAGCUUGGGAGGGUCUGAGUGCAGGGAAAACAAUCACAUGUAGCAGAACUGAGAGUGGAGGAACUGUUUAAGGCCCGUCACUCAGCUCUCUGCCUAGCAAUAAUGAUGCAAUGUUUGGUGAUAAGGAGGAGACUCCACCCAAAGUGGGGUAUGUACACUACCACUGUUGAAACCAUGUUUUUGUCUAAUGCAGCUGUAUUGACCCUCUGGGCAGAAUAAACUUGGUUUAAAGCUUU